Molecule: messenger RNA, 1929 nt
Organism: Myxozyma melibiosi
Lineage: Eukaryota; Fungi; Ascomycota; Lipomycetes; Lipomycetales; Lipomycetaceae
Exons: 3
Coding region: 226-1470 (414 amino acids)
Biological process (GO): regulation of transcription by RNA polymerase II
Molecular function (GO): RNA polymerase II cis-regulatory region sequence-specific DNA binding; DNA-binding transcription factor activity, RNA polymerase II-specific
Source: RefSeq, a predicted model, not a curated record
GUUUUUCUCUCUUCACCAUUCGCUUCUCUUUCGCCCUCUUUGUGGGUUUUUUUGCAACUUAUACUUAUUUGUUUUUACCGUUCUUGAUUUAAUAGCAGCUGGUCUGCAUUACUUCAGUACACCUUCAAUUCGGUUUUUGGAUAUAGAAGCUCGCUGGACGACUUUUAUUCCUCCUUUUCAAAUUAUUUUCUGGUCACUUUAUCAUUAUAAAAAUCAAAUAAAAAAAUGACUACAGGUGUCUCGGGUGAUUUCGACAUGUUGCAAGACGAAUCUCGCCACUACUCCUCUCAGCCUCUAAGGGUCAACAAGGAGCAGUACCUUAGUCCAAUUCAGGAUGCGAUAUCUCCGGACAUGCUAUACAACAGCUCGCCUGAUCUAUCAUUGUCUGGUAGUGAGUCUGAGCAGUACUAUAGCACACCGGAGGAUACCGCUGCGUUUUAUUCGAUAACGAAGAUGUGGAAUCAGCAGAAUGAGCAGCUCAUGGCUACGCUGCGGGCGCCCCAGUUUCCAACAAAUAAUCGACCGUUACCAAAGUUCGAAUAUGACGCAUGCAAUCCUUCCAUUUUCUUGAGUCCUCCAGCGUCGGAAUCGAUGAUCCAUAACGAUACCGUCGGAACCCGAUACGACAUAUUCUCAAGACUGCCUCUGCCUUCAGACUCUUCAAGCUUUGCUGGCUCAAGCGGUCUAUCGUCGGAUGUUUCGUCUAUGGGGUACUCUGACUACGAGCCGGACUACCUGGGCCGACCGGACUAUGGAUAUCGAGCACCAGUGCCGGAUAGCUCUUCGUCGCCUUCUCAUUCUUCGUCCCAGGUACCUUUCAUGACUUCGAUGAUCAACGGACAUACGUCUGCAACUCAUGAUAAUCAAAUGCCUGUCUUCGCCUCAGAGAGUGAGUAUGAAGCUGAUUAUGCUUCAGAUGCCUUCUCACCUACUCUCUCGGCCGAGGAUACAAGUGAUUUUUCAUCGCCAGAGCUGUACCAGGGAAGACGAUUCCCUGAACCGGUUUCCGUUAAGAAAUGCAUUCCUACUUGGCAGCCUAUCCUAACCGCCGACCCCUUCACUCGUCAGACUCUCUUUAUCAAUGCAGACGACUCUGAUGGUUCUGAGCGGGAGCGUGGGCCUGGAAAUAGGCUAGAUGUGUACAUUACCGGCCCUAAUACGGACGGCAAGUACACAUGUAACUACAACGGAUGCGGAAAGUUGUUUGGGAAAAGAUACAACAUCCGAACCCACAUUCAAACGCAUUUGUCGGACAAGCCUCAUUCUUGCUCACAGUGCGGUGCACGAUUCGUCCGCCAGCACGAUUUAAGACGACACGCAAAGAUUCAUACAGACGCAAAGCAGUAUGUAUGUCAAUGCGGGAAGGGAUUCACACGCCGAGAUGCUCUGACACGGCAUCGAUUGCGCCAGAUUUGCGUUGGUGGAACUGAUCACGUCGAUCAUAUCGACCAUCGCGACGGCCUGCAAUGAUGUGGUUAUUGAAGUCACGAGUGAACGUUCUUGCGUUGGUUUUUCUUUGUCUUUUUUGGUCAUGUCUUUUUCGUUUCUGCUUAAUGAGUGAUAAUGUUGGUGUCCGCUUAAUCUGCUUUGAUUGCUUUUGGGUUCGGAGGCUUUUGAAAUUUUUAAAACUUUUUUUUUUUUUUUUGGGAAAUAUGAAAUCAGCGGUUUUUCAGGUUUCUUUAACGUUGGUUUUGUAGUUAUCUGGUUCAUUGGAUGGUUUCUUUUGUAUGGUCUAUUGUUUUGUAUAUCGAGCUUCGCAAAGAGUCUGGUGAGGUGUAUGUGGGGGAGAAAGUACGCGACAGCACUCUUUGCUUCUAGGUAGAAUUUAUUGUACAACUGACCGUCAAUCGAUUGUCUUUAGAGAUCUCAACACGGGUUGUCUCUCGUCUUGACCUUUCGUUUGAAUAAUGGGGAAAAAUAUAUUGAAUC